AAAGCACUAAGCCAGCGGACCCCGCCACCACCCCAGGUUUCCGGAUUCUCCACCCACUCAAAACCAUUUGCGCUCGGAACGCAAGCCCCGACAAGUUUUGGGCUCGCACCUUGUUUCGCCGUCACCUCACCAUCCAUAUAAAGAGCUCCCCACUGCUCUCAUCUUCUCCAUCCCAUCAUCACUUCACUUUAACACACACCCAUCAGAAGCAUACGAAUCGAACGGAAUCAAGUCUGAAGAUGAGCUCAACCAGCAGAACGUGGGUCGUCGCGGCCAGCGUCGCCGCCGUGGAGGCCCUCAAGGACCAAGGGUUCUGCCGGUGGAACUACGCCCUCCGGUCGAUCCACCAGCGCGCCAAGAGCCGGGCCAUGUCCUCGUUUUCUCAGGGCAACGGCAGCAACAAGCGAUCUCCUCAGUCGUCGGCCGCCGCGGCGGCUUCGAGGAGGCUAGCGGGAGAAGCGGAGGCGCGGCGGUCGGAGGAGUCGAUGAGGAAGGUCCUGUACUUGAGCACUUGGGGUCCCUAUUAGGGUUCUCCGAAUAGCAUAUAGAUCGACAAGGAAAUCGAAGUUGGUUGCUGAGAAUGAUGUAGACUGUAAAUUCAUGCUGAAAUUACAGCAAGUCAUUAUAUAUAUAUUACGUGAAACGAAUUUCCCAUUUGCAGUUGCACUAUGGCUU
Molecule: messenger RNA, 675 nt
Organism: Eucalyptus grandis
Lineage: Eukaryota; Viridiplantae; Streptophyta; Magnoliopsida; Myrtales; Myrtaceae
Exons: 2
Coding region: 240-527 (95 amino acids)
Source: RefSeq, a predicted model, not a curated record